Mizuhopecten yessoensis (Yesso scallop) is the source of this 1733-nucleotide messenger RNA. RefSeq names its product type II phosphatidylinositol 4,5-bisphosphate 4-phosphatase-like. Gene Ontology annotation, cellular component: plasma membrane; lysosomal membrane; late endosome membrane. Gene Ontology annotation, molecular function: phosphatidylinositol-4,5-bisphosphate 4-phosphatase activity. Gene Ontology annotation, biological process: phosphatidylinositol dephosphorylation. Lineage: Eukaryota; Metazoa; Mollusca; Bivalvia; Pectinida; Pectinidae. The coding region runs from base 46 to 816 and encodes 256 amino acids. The transcript is spliced from 8 exons. The record is from RefSeq and is a predicted model, not a curated record.
AUUAUGGUCACAUGACCUAUCACAUGAGUUUAGUAAACCAGGAAGAUGGCGGACGAAAGCGAGAGACAACCUCUCCUUGUAAACAAUCAGAACACUCACGGAUUAGGAAGUCCGCCAGCUUAUUCGGCGGUGCCAGGACCAUCUGGCGAAAAUGUGACUGUUCCACCAAUAGGUCCUGAUGAGUUACCUCCCCCUUACACCCCCACCGCUCAGGGUGGGAUUCCCAUGGUGAACUGUAAAGUAUGCCAGGCACUCAUCAACAUAGAGGGAAAAACAAACCAGCAUGUUGUCAAAUGUACCGUGUGUAAGGAGGCUACACCAAUCAAAGCACCCCCACCAGGAAAGAAGUAUGUGCGAUGCCCUUGUAACUGUCUGCUGAUCUGCCGAAGUUCGGCUCAAAGAAUAGCUUGUCCGAGACCAAAUUGUCGUAGAAUCAUCACCCUUGGAAAUAUGAUUUCCACGGUAACGGUACGGUCUCCGGGGACUCAGAGGAUUCGGUGUGCCCACUGUGGGGACAUAUACCUGUUCAACACUUUGGGAAAUAACCUACUAGCAAGAUGUCCACACUGUAGGAGUGUGUCAUCGGUGGGACCAGAAUACGCCAGAAGAAGGGCAACCAUCUGCUUUGUGUUUGGACUGAUAUUCCUUGGAGCUGGAAUUGGUGUCACGGUGGGGACCUAUGAGUUGGCCAGUGAAAGUGGUGGUAUAUACACAGUGUGGAUAGGAGCAUUCCUUACUGGCAUCAUCUUUGUCUUACGAGGAAUCUACUUCGCUGCUAUGAAGGUCAGCAAUGUUGUGGAAUCUGCUGCAGCAUAAAUACAAAGAAAAGAUUUCGACCUAUCGGUGACAACAGGAAAAUGACCAAACUAUAGAAAAGAUCAAUUGAGAAUGUCACCAUGUUUUUUUUUAAAUCUUUGACUGGAAGAUAUAUUUUGUGCGCUUGGAAUUUUCUACUGAAGAAAUUAUUUUACAUUUUUUGGGCUAGAUGAUUUUUGUACAAUUUUGACACUUUUUAUGCUUUUUCUUUCUUUAUGCUACAAACCUACUGAUCACAAAAUGAUGUUGUAAUGCUAUUUAAUUUCACAUUACUAAAGAUGAUUUUAUAUAAAAAAAAAAUUGAAUUGAAUUCCUACAAGUUUAAAUACAGUCAGAAUUAUUAAGUCACAAAACAUUUCUGUAUGAAAAUACUUUUUAUGGAGAUGAACUCUCCCUCCUCAUGUACAUAUACACAAACCAUUAUCAUUGUAACAGUAUGUCACCACCAUACCUGUAACAGUGUAUCACCACCAUAGCUGUAACAGUGUAUCGCCACCAUACCUGUAACCGUAUGUCACACCCAUACCUGUAACAGUGUAUCAAUGCCAUACCUGUAACAGUGGAUCACCACCAUACCGGUAACAGUGUAUCACCACCAUACCUGUAGCAGUGUAUCACCACCAUACCUGUAACAUUGUAUCACCACCAUUCCUGUAACAGUGUAUCACCACUAUACCUGUAACAGUGUAUCACCACCAUUCCUGUAACAUUGUAUCACCACCAUACCUGUAACAUUGUAUCACCACCAUUCCUGUAACAGUGUAUCACCACCAUACCGGUAACAGUGUAUCACCACCAUACCUGUAGCAGUGUAUCACCACCAUACCUGUAACAGUGAAUCGCCACCAUACCUGUAACAGUGUAUCGCCACCAUCCCUGUAACAGUAUGUCACACCCAUACCUUUAACAGUGUAUCA